Messenger RNA from Closterium sp. Yama58-4, 504 nucleotides. The record is from the annotation of a GenBank genome assembly. Lineage: Eukaryota; Viridiplantae; Streptophyta; Zygnematophyceae; Desmidiales; Closteriaceae.
AUGUGUUUGGACGGUGUUUUGUCAGUUAGGAUAAAGGGGCGAGUGGAGGAACAGGAGCAGCAGCAGCAGGAGCAGGAGCAGCAGGAGCAGGAGCAGCAGGAGAAGGAGAAGGAGAAGGAGAAGGAGCAGGAACAGGAGCAGGAGAACCGCGAUAGGGAGGAGCAGGGAGAAAGAGAGGAGCAGGAGAAGGCUCAGAUGGAGACGCAGGUGCAGGCGCAGGGCGAGGAACAGGGGUGGGCGCAGGGGGAGGCGCAGGGGGAGGCGCAGGGGGAGGCGCAGGGGGAGGCGCAGGGGGAGGCGCAGGGGGAGGGAGAUGGCAAGGAGCAGCAGUUAGAAGUCGAGGGAAGGGAGCAAGGAAGAAUUCAAGGGCAGGGAACUGAGCAACCGCGAAUGCAGCAGGAGACAGUUGAGCAUGUGAAGGGAGAGCAGCAGAAAGGGGAGUCGCAGAAAGGACAGCAGCAGCAGCAGCAGCAGCGGAGCUCCGGUUCAGGAGAGGCCACGUGA